Megalops cyprinoides (Indo-Pacific tarpon) is the source of this 4304-nucleotide messenger RNA. It is a transcript of the gene inaa, whose product is annotated as internexin neuronal intermediate filament protein, alpha a. Gene Ontology annotation, cellular component: intermediate filament; postsynaptic intermediate filament cytoskeleton; cytoplasm. The record is from RefSeq and is a predicted model, not a curated record. The coding region runs from base 1 to 1545 and encodes 514 amino acids. Gene Ontology annotation, molecular function: structural constituent of postsynaptic intermediate filament cytoskeleton. Lineage: Eukaryota; Metazoa; Chordata; Actinopteri; Elopiformes; Megalopidae. Gene Ontology annotation, biological process: intermediate filament organization. The transcript is spliced from 4 exons.
AUGUCAGCCAUUAACAGUAGCGAGUGGUGGAAGAUCAGGAAGGGUGAGAUGUGGGGCAAUUUGGGGAAACUGUGGACCAGCCAAGCCAUUCUGGACGCCAAGAUGUACGGAUCUGACCACUACACUUCUUCUUCCUACCGGAAGAUUUUCGGGGACUCCCCUCGUUUUUCUGCCUCUCCCUCUAGGAGCAGCGCCUACUCCUUAAGGAAUUCUUUCUCUUCCAGCGGCUAUAGGUCCCAGUCCCUCUCCCGUCUCGGCUCUUCCCUUGGCUCUUACAGGAAAUCGGCGCGGUCCUCAUUCUCGCCGGUGCCAAGCGAAUCCCUCGAUUUGACCCAGACCUCAGUCAUCAACAAUGAGUUCAAAGUCAUCCGUACCAAUGAAAAGGAACAGCUGCAGGGGCUCAAUGACCGCUUCGCUAUGUUCAUCGAGAAGGUGCGCAAUCUUGAGCAGCAGAAUAAGGUGCUGGAGACCGAGCUGGUGACCCUGCGCCAGAGGCAGACGGAGCCGUCACGCCUCGCCGACGUGUACCAGCAGGAGCUCCGCGAUCUCCGCUCUCAGCUGGAGGAGCUCAAUGGCGAGAAGUCCCAGAUACUCAUAGAACGGGACAAUAUCGAGGACGACCUGCAGAAACUCCGAGCCAAGUACGAGGACGAGAUGAGGGCUCGCGAAGAAGCCGAGCAAACCCUGAAGGCAUACAAGAAGGACGUGGACGAUGCCACUAUAGUUCGAAUGGACCUGGAGAAGAAAGUGGAGUCUCUCCUGGAUGAGAUAAAUUUCUUGAGAAAAGUGCACGACGAAGAGGUGACGGAGCUGAUGAGCAUGAUCCAGGCAACCCAGGUGUCGGUGGAGAUGGAGGUAGCCAAACCGGAUCUCACCUCAGCCCUGAAGGAGAUCCGUGGCCAGUACGAGUCCCUGGCGUCCAAAAACCUGCAGUCCGCGGAAGAGUGGUACAAGUCCAAGUUUGACAGCCUGAACGAGCAGGCCAAUAGAACCAACGAGACGAUGCGUGCGAACAGGGAGGAAAUCAACGAAUUUAGGAGGCAACUCCAGGCCAGGACCAUUGAGAUCGAGAGCCUCCGGGGAACCAACGAGUCCCUGGAGAGACAGCUCCGAGAGAUGGAGGACAGGCACAAUUCAGAGGUCAUUGGGUUCCAGGACACGAUUGCGCAGCUGGAUAACGAGCUGAGGACCACCAAGAGCGAGAUGGCACGUCAUCUGCGAGAGUACCAGGAUCUUCUGAAUGUCAAGAUGGCUUUGGACAUCGAAAUUGCAGCCUAUAGGAAACUGCUGGAGGGGGAGGAGACUCGAUUCAGCACCGGGAUCACUUUCCCCAGCUCCAACAUCAGCUCCGGCCCCGGGCUCAGCUAUGGAUACCAGACCCGGGUUUACACCAGUUCCUCCAAGGGCAGCAAGAAGGAGGAGAAGGAGGAGGAGCCCAAGGGCAAGCCGUCCAAGGCGGGCAACCAGCGCGACUCCGGCGACGACUCCAAGAAGAUGGAGAAGAAUGAGUCGUCAGAUGCCUACUCCACCAAUCAGAAAAACUAAAACCCCUCACACACCCUUAAGAGUGUUCUGAGAGCAAUCUGCGACCCUACAGUCACACUCUCCGUAUACAGCUACAAUACUCCGUCUCACAUAGCAAUCUCUUGGAAAACGCACCUCUAAAAUAUCCUUUAACACCCUAAUUCCUUACAGCAGGACCGCGUACACUUUGAGGAUGUCACAAUGUGAACCAGUUUACACACGGCUGUCAAAUACACGGACGUAUUUCAAUUCAAAGCGCACUGCCACAGGCUACAAAUGGCUCUUCACACAUUCCAGACGGUGUGUAUGUGUGUGUGCGUGUGUGUGUGUGUGUGUGCACGCAUGUGGUGCAUGUGGUCAGUACAGUACAUAUCAGAUCUACAGUUUCUAUCAGCAUUUUUAGGUCCACAAAUACAGAACCAAAGAAAGAAAACAGUUGUCCUUUUCACAGACUAAGACAUGAGCAAGUUUAAGUAAACAAUUUAUAUAACACAAAAGUAUCUCAAACCAAGCUCUAAACCAUAAUUGUAAGCACUGUUAAGCCAUGUUGCUAAUUAUUACUUCAACAUUCAUGUUUUAAAAUAACACACAGGAUCACACAAGUACAUUCCUUUAGAAUGCUUUCGAGAGCUUGUUCAAACUGGUCUUGUCACUGGGUAUAGCUCCUGUCUGUUGAUACCAUACGUGAGUCAGUCAGCUUUGCAUCUCCAAGUUUGCGGUGUGUAAAGCAUCCACUUCUCAGAUAGAAUUCCUCAUUAAUAUUAAGAAAAACAGCAUUCUCUGAUUCCCAAAAGUAUAGCUUCAGAAGCAGUAUUGGUCUUCAGGAUUGCUCUAGAUAUAACUCUAUGUCCCCUCUCAUGAAAAAGGCAAAAAUUAAAUAUAACCACCUGUAAGCUGCAUGACGUAUAUUGAUUUCAUGUUUGCAUGGUGACUGUAUGCCAGCCAUCAGCUGUUCCCACAUGACCAUAGGUUUCCUCAAUGUCUCAUUUAUUCUGCUGCUAUUGUUAUUACUCAUUUCAAGGCUUAACGCUGGUGUUAGAAGAGGGAAAAGGUGCAGGAGAUUAUAGUAACUAAUGACAUUUUUGUAGCUUUGAUGUCUAUCACAUUGUCACUACAUUUAACAACAGUGGUGAGUGUUUAAGUGUUCAUGAAAGUUCUUCAUUGCGGGCGCUUGUGUGUUAAGGUAAUCUCAUUAGCACUGACUCAUGGAUGCUAAGCAAAAAAGCAAAAAAGAAAAAAAAAACAUUAGAGGCAAAAAAGCCUUGUGAAAACUUCAAUGACAUUGGCUUUCAGUUCAUUUCGUUUUAUGCUUUCAGACGAAGAAUUAUAUUUAGCACGAACGCAUGCACUGGCGAGCUGAAAGUUUUGAAUUUAAUCAAAGUAGUUAUGGAAGGGUUUCUAGAAUUGUCUGCGUACUGGCAUUCUAAAUAUAUUUUCAUUGAUGCCUCAAGCACAUGUUAAUGACUGGCCUCUGUAUUAAAAAACCAAGCCUUAGUCACUAGAAAGCUAAGCUAAGCAACCUUAUGUGUCUCACCUUGCCCAGUUUCAACAGCAGCUCUGACAGAAGCUCAAAGCAAUGGCCUGUUCAGGAACGGUUCCAUGUUGGAGAAACGGUCAGUUCAGCUGACGAAUGCACAAGAUCUUAUGGCAGGGUACUAGGCUUUUAAGAGACAAACAGGGGCAGUUUUAGUGUGGGCUAAUUGGAGGUUGUGUAUUUGGAUGGCAUCUAUUUUAACCAUUCAUCAGAUAAGACUUCAGCGUGAUAAUGAUGAUGUUUCAUUAUGCUGGUCAAUAGUGCACUGAUAUAUGCUGUUAAAUCACUAUGAAUUGUUGGUCUUUGGUCACCCCAAAGGUGAUAAUGAACUGUGCUGGGGUCACCAGCAGUAGCAGCACUGAGGCUAAUGCCAAGCCGAACAAUGCAUGUAUUCUGUGUAUGAAUUAGAUAUCUAUUGCUCCUUUACUCUCCAGGUUAAAAUAUUGAGCCGUUUAGCCAGGGUUAACACCGCAGACCCUACUUGAUUCUAUGUCUACGCGUGACACAAUCGGCAUGCUCCAUGACCGCUGUGAUUUAGCGAAAUCUAAAACAGAAACAUCAUUCUCUGGGAGCUCACCAGAGGAGUCUAGGGUUGAGGUGUAGACUUGACUGUGCACCUGCACACCAUAGUUGCAUGUGCAUAUCAUCCAGUAUGCACAGCCUGUGAGUCUGCAGGGUGUGCGUGUUGUGGAGGGAGGUUGAGGGAGACCUCUGGUUGCCCUUGAUAGUUCUGUCAUUCUGUAUUUGACCUGGCUCACCCUACAAUGUGCAAUGCUGCUAACGCUAAAGACAGCAGUCAGACAGCCAUCGUCUGCCUGGCCGUGUGAGAGGGUGACUGGCAGUGUGGCCAGUGUGUCUGGGUAACGUGUUCAUUAUGCCCAGUGAUGGGAAAGGAUGAUUGGUGGCUGACAGCGUUGCAUCAGCCCUCCUGAAAAACCGCUCUGAUGCCACGGCCAAAGCUUUUUGUAAAACUUGUGUUAAGAGCUGUCAUCAAAAGGUUUCUUAAAAAAAAAAAACACACGUCACCAAAAAUGAAUUAAACAAAACAAAAAAAAAGACUGAAUGUUGUAGUUUGUCAAAAUGCCUUAAUACCACCAGCAGCUUUCUGACUCGGGCAGCCUGUGUGCUUAGUUAACGGCACUGUUCUUUCUCCUCUUUAGAAUUAAGCCUGAUGUGAAACAUAGAUGAACACAUGAACUAUCUUCUUCCUCUAUUCUUUCUGAUGUAUGGCACAUAUCAAUAAAGA